Brienomyrus brachyistius is the source of this 3303-nucleotide messenger RNA. RefSeq names its product protein lin-7 homolog A. Gene Ontology annotation, molecular function: L27 domain binding. Bases 435 to 1265 code for a protein of 276 amino acids. NCBI's taxonomy places the organism in Eukaryota, Metazoa, Chordata, Actinopteri, Osteoglossiformes, Mormyridae. Gene Ontology annotation, cellular component: MPP7-DLG1-LIN7 complex; cell-cell junction; synapse. The transcript is spliced from 6 exons. Gene Ontology annotation, biological process: maintenance of epithelial cell apical/basal polarity; protein localization to basolateral plasma membrane; neurotransmitter secretion. The record is from RefSeq and is a predicted model, not a curated record.
UACAAUAACCUCCAUGUACGAAACACGAUCCUGAAUAGCGUCAUGUACACGAAAGAAAAAAAUAUCACAGUAACCUUUUAUAUAAAGCUAGUGUUGAACAUAAUCAGGUCGUGUGGGAAUUAAUUUCUAUUUUCAUUAAUUUCCAUGUCUCCUUUUUUGAAGACAUAUCAGAUACAGCCUGAGCUGGGAGUCAGGCAAGAUAUUCGCUGUCCAGAAUAUCCACAAAUAGGGUGUUUUACCUAUAAACCCUUCAUCAGCAGGGAUUUACGCUGGCGCUGGCUUUGAAUGUUUGGCAAGUUGGAAUAGUGGAAGUAAGUAUUACAAGGUAAGUGGCACGAAAUACAUAUCCUGUGUGGAGCGCUAUAGCUAUUUUCAUCGUAUGAUAUUGGUGAUACACCACGAGAAAUUUACAGUAAUUUUAACCAGAUAGUGGAAUGUUGGGGGGGUGUCAAAAGGAGAAGGUAAUUGCCGCUGACGCCCAGCCACUCCCCUUGACAGAGGCUCCUCUCUCUCCAUCCCCUGCUCUCUCUCUCUCUCUCUCUCUCUCUCUGUCGGAGUUGCCACUGAUGCUGCAGAUUGUUGCUUUAUCUCCAGCAGCAGCAGCCAUGGCGACAAUGGUCCAACCGCUUACUCUGGAUCGAGACGUGGCCAGGGCCAUCGAGUUGCUGGAGAAGCUACAGGAGUCUGGGGACGUCCCGGCUCACAAGCUGCAGUCUCUCAAGAAGGUGCUGCAGAGUGAGUUCUGCACCGCCAUCAGGGAGGUCUAUCAGUACAUGCAUGAGACAAUAACAGUGAAUGGCUGUCUGGAGUACCAAGCCCGGGCCACGGCUAAGGCAACAGUUGCAGCCUUUGCUGCCAGCGAGGGCCACUCGCAUCCCCGUGUGGUGGAGCUGCCCAAAACCGACGAAGGGCUCGGCUUCAACGUGAUGGGCGGCAAGGAGCAGAACUCACCCAUCUACAUCUCACGCAUCAUCCCGGGGGGCGUGGCCGAGAGGCAAGGCGGCCUGAAACGGGGCGACCAGCUGCUGUCCGUCAACGGCGUGAGCGUGGAGGGCGAGCACCACGAGAAGGCAGUGGAGCUGCUGAAGGCAGCCAAGGACAGUGUGAAGUUGGUGGUGCGCUACACGCCCAAAGUCCUGGAGGAGAUGGAGGCACGUUUCGAGAAGCUUCGCACGGCCCGACGGCGCCAGCAACAGCAGCUGCUCAUCCAGCAACAGCAGCAGCAGCAGCAGAACCCGGCUGCCCAGCAGAACCACACCUCGUAGCUUCUUCCACAAGAAGAAGAAGUAGAAGAUCACGGUCAGGCAGCAUCCGAAGCUCGCCCCCGCGUGCUCCCCCAGAGACAACGAAACGUCUAUUUUUCAGUCUGGGCUAGUCCACCUUCCACGAAGCUGCUGUACCCCCUAGCUGAAGAGCGGCGUAGUGAACACCCAGGAUAUGUACCCAACACACUGGUGCUUGAAAUACACACACACACAGACACAUGUAUGAUCCUGUACAAAUGCAGGUCUGCACAUCCCAUAGAGUAGUUGUUACUAUAUAAAAACUGUUCAAAAACAGAAUGCAGAAUAUUACACCAUCCUAUUUCUUGUUUCUGUUUUUUAUACCUGGUUUACUGACUUCUUUCUUCUUUGCAUAAUUUACUUUGUAGAAAAAGCUGUGUCCCUGUGAUGUUUGUAUCCCGACUGUGUAAAUGAGUAUUUAUAUGUCAGAUUUGGUCCGGUUAUGAAUACAUGACUUUUUAUUUUUUUUACCUAAUGUACUGUAGCGAUAAACUGUUUUGUAUAGAAACACUAGCAGCUCAGCAAUAAGACUCGCUAAGCAUGGGGCACAAGGCUGAAGAACAUGUGGAUGGACUUCCACAAAGAAAGGAGUCAGGCAUACCAGCCCUGAAGGAAAAAUGGAUGGGAAGACAAGUUAUUUUUUAAUGUCUUUUCCUGUGGAAAUGAUUUGGCCUGAAAGAGUGGAAAAAAAGGACCUUUACUGCUAAUCAAUAAUAUGAAUUUAAUCUAAAAAAGCAACAGUGAAGUACUACUGGAAAGUAAAUGCCAAGACUUGAAUUUUAUGAUAGUGAUUUACUGUAGUUCUAUCUAUAUGGAGGAAACACCAUGAAAUAUAUAAUCACCAAAUUUAAUAUGGCAAAAAUAAUGUUUGCGCUGUGUCCAUGAGGCAAACUACGGUAAAAAAGAUAUGCAGUAUAUAUUUAUUCAUUUAUAAUAUUUUGUUAUUUCGGAACAUUUCUAUUAAAUAGUUUGUCAGAAAUUUUAUGAGAAAAACAUUGUUUCAGAAGAAUGUCAGGUAUAACGGUAUAAAGAAAGAUAAAUUCUGCUGUACUUUACGUAAGGUACAUGGGUGUAAAAUCACUGCUAAUGUACUAGGAUGGUGUAUAAUGAAAGAUACAUUCUGCUGUACUUUAUGUGUGGUACAUGGGUGUAAAAUCACUGCUGAUGUACUAGGAUGGUAUAUAAUGAAAGAUACAUUCUGCUGUACCUUAUGUGUGGUACAUGGGUGUAAAAUCACUGCUAAUGUACUAGGAUGGUAUAUAAUGGAAGAUACAUUCUGCUGUAUUUUAUGUGAGGUACACAGGUGUAAAAUCACUGCUAAUGUACUAGGAUGGUAUAUAAUGAAAGAUACAUUCUGCUGUACUUUACCUGAGGUUCACGGGUGUAAAAUCACAGCUAAUGUACUAUGAUGGUAUAUAAUGAAAGAUGCAUUCUACUGAACUUUACGUGAGGUACAUGGGUGUAAAAUCACUGCUAAUGUUAGCAGGAUGGUAUAUAAUGAAAUGAUCCCUUUCAUUCUGUCACGGGCAGUUGAGACGCCUGUAUCUGAUUCUCUUUCACCUUUUCUGGGGUGUUGGGUCUUUUCUUUACAUGGAGAGUACGGCUAAGUGAACUGCCACAGUGCUUCUGAAACCUGCCCGCCAGUCGGUACUUGACCUGGCCCCCUUCCACCUCCGUGGAUCCACCCCUUUCUAAUGUCAUGGUACAGUUCUCUUAGUAAGGACUUUGUCUUGUUUGUUUCUUCCAUGUCUGUUACGUUUUAACGAAGGUGAGUCUCCAAAACUGCCUAAAUAUCAUAAAUAUCCUACCUUGUGACUAACAAAGUGGAGCUGAGGACUUUUCGCCUCAGUGAAUUCCUGUCCUGCCAGACCACUCAUCUCUGUAUUUUUGAAUGCUUGUAUUUUCAAGGCUGGAUGUAUCAUAUUAUACAGAAAAAAAAUCUGUGAUAUGCAAUUGUUAUAAAUAUUAUAUUUGUAUAAAUAAAUAUAUGUGUGCAACAUAUUUGUAUAAAGCAAACAAU